Procambarus clarkii (red swamp crayfish) is the source of this 6023-nucleotide messenger RNA. The record is from RefSeq and is a predicted model, not a curated record. Lineage: Eukaryota; Metazoa; Arthropoda; Malacostraca; Decapoda; Cambaridae.
UGGGAUCGAUGGGGUGCUCGGUGUUCAGUCCGUGUGGGGCCGGGGACGCCGCUACUCCGCCCACCUGCACUGCUGCUUCCCACCUCGCCACACUCCCACCGACACACACCGGGGGAAAUGUUCCUGACACGCUGCUGCACCUCACCCGUCAGCACUGGCUCUGAGGUGAGCAGGCGUGUGGCAGGGGCGGUGAGUGCGCCAGCCUGAAGGAACACCUCUCAGGCCGAGGCCUUGUCAGGUGACGGGAGGAUGAUGGGUGAGGAGGCGCCAGUCGGCCAUCCGUGUAGGCUCGCUACCUCUCAACCUCUCCACCACGCCGCAAAAUUCCGGAAAAACUAUGAGAACUUGCCUCUGAAGCCCCAGUGAUUGCCUUCACCUGAAAAAGAAGUAAAUAUACUGGAAAAAAUUAUUGUGGGGGAAAGGAAUAUGAGAGCAGCGAAUGUGAGUUCGAAGUGUGAAAGCGCCGCAGAUAAGUGCAGGCGUGGCCCGCGAGUGAGCGCAGCGCAGGCGUGGCCCGCGAGUGAGCGCAGCGCAGGCGUGGCCCGCGAGUGAGCGCAGCGCAGGCGUGGCCCGCGAGUGAGCGCAGCGCAGGCGUGGCCCGCGAGUGAGCGCAGCGCAGGCGUGGCCCGCGAGUAAGCGCAGCGCAGGCGUGGCCCGCGAGUGAGCGCAGCGCAGGCAUUGACCUGCACAGGUGUUGACUUGAGGCAAGACUUGAUCAGUACGUAAGCAGCAUGGUGGACCUCGGAGGGUACGUGAUCAUUCUGGUGGAGACCAAAGAUAAGAAGAUUAAACUCUACGGCUCGCCGGCAGACAAGGCAGACUUGGAAGUAGGAGACGAGAUCCUUGAGGUCAACGGCAAGAGUCUUGAAGAUGCCACACAUACAGAAGUCAUCUCCCACAUACACCAGUGUAUAAGAUCCCGAACAAUAUGUCUGCGGGUGAAGAGAAGAACGGGCAACAAGCUAGCGGUGGACUUGGCCGCGAGUUCGAACGUGCAGGAUGCGUUCGUCAUCGCCGUGGAGCAGCAGGCCAGGGAGCGCCUCGAGCGUCUCUCCGCUCUCAAGAAGAUCAAGCCGGUGGACAUGACCAAGCUCUCCUCUCAGUUGGAGCCCCACAAGAGCGUUGUGAGUGUGGCCAGCGGGGGUCAGGCCAGCCCGGGCGGCCGCUCUCCCGGCCACUCGGCCCCCAAGGAGCCCCAGCCCCAGCAGCGGGACGACGUCAACGGGGUGCUCGAGAACGCCCCCAUCUACGUCACCAGCGUCCCCAACCUCACCUCUGAACUCCCUCGCGCCAGGUCGCGGUCCAGGUCGUCGACGCCCAACCGGACGUCGCCAAGUCCGCGGCGCCACCACUCCGCGCGCAGCUCCAGGGACACCCCGCCCUCGCCCCUCACGCCCAGCCCGCGGCGGGAGGCGCCCACGCUCAUCAGGAGCCUCGACAGUCCCAGCGUCGACCGCAGCUCGCGCCGCUCCAGCAAGAGGCGAAGCUCGGCCAAGCUGACCAACGGCCACCACGGGGCCGAGGCCGAGAUAGAGGCUAACAAGAGCGGGGACGAGCUGGAGCUGACCCACGACCUGAACGACACGCUCGACGACACGGAGGAGAUAGACCCGGACGACCUGGUGGAGGCGCAGUGCGACCGCACCGAGAGCGAGGACAAACUGGACUUGGAGGGGACGUGUCUGAGCGAGAGCGGCGACUCGCUCCCCGGCACGCCCGAGAAGGCCUACGGCAUCACCCGCUCCGAGUCGAAGCGGUCGUCCCGCGGGAGCAGGCGGGAUCGCGGGUCCCCGCGGGAGGUGCUGCUCGACCACGAGCCCCAGCUGGAGGUGCGGGCCAAGACGCCCCUCCACGCCGUCAGCAGCGUUGAGAGUCGCGACAGCACGAGGUGUGUGUUGGCACGCAGUCUUUCCUCAGGCUCUCGCAAAUCGGGAGGGAGCAGCGGUAGUGGGGAGGUGGGGCGCGGCACCCCCCGCCACAAGGGCACAGGGGGCAGCACCCCACGGCACUCCCGCAAGGGGAGGGAGUCGCGAGAUCCCCCCACCGUCAUCUCUGCCCCCGAGAUUGGCCUCGACAACAUGAUCAGCAUGGUCGAGUUCGACCCGGGUCACCGCGAAAUGGCUGUCGACGUGCCCGAUUCCUUUGUGGCUCGCACCAAGACCCCGCCAAGAUACCCACCACCUAGGCCACAGAGUCAGCCAAUCACACCAAUCCACAAUAAUAAUAAUAAUAGCAGUAAAAGCAGCAAGAAGGGAGGGUCAUCUGGAAGUGCCACACCGCAGAAUGGCACGCUACCAAAGUCCACGCCUCCACGCAUUCCAGACCAACCCCAGAGAUCUCCUCAGCUCCCGCCUUCACAGCAAGAAGGACUAAUACAGCAGCCAUCCACACAAGAAGAGAUGAAUAAAAUAAAAAAAUAUGAGGAGGAGCUAAAGGUUCGCAGGGAACGUGAAGAGAAUGAAGCAAUGUUAAGAUCAUCAUUACGAUCAUCUCAGAAGCUACAGCAGCUCGCGAACAAACCUGUGCCAACUGGGGUUGUUAAUGAAGCAUUUGCAGUUGAGGAGCUACAAGCUGGGGUGGAGGCCCAGGCCAGUGCUGAUACCCCUAGUAAAGUUAUAGGUAUUAAUGAACUUAUUCAGUCACUACAAAGGAUCCAGACAGUGCUAAAGUCUAAUGGCCACCGAAUUAGUGAAGAUAUGACGCUUGUGGCCCAACUUUUGACCAAUCCAGAGUUCCAGAAGGUGCUGGCUGUUCACAAUAAGGUGCAAGAAACGUGGUGUUUAAAUCGACCCCCCACACCUGUCACUGACAAUGCUCAAGAACUUUUAGCGGAGAGUCUUCAGGAACUUCAAGAAUACACAGUACCUGAGGCAGCGGAACUUAUUGACAUACUUAACAAAUACUCGGUGGAAGGCCUCCUGUAUGCACAUGAUCGGAUUGCUGAGCGUGAGCCUCUGCCUGUUGGUAACUUGCCCGAGGAGGAAGUGCUGGAUAGAGUCACAAAUUACCCUGAAGAAAGUGUAAAAAUUGUUCGAAUAGACAAGACAAAUGAGCCUUUGGGUGCUACAAUAAGAAACGAAGGUGAUUCUGUAAUCAUUGGGCGCAUUGUGAAAGGUGGCGCUGCCGAGAAGUCGGGUCUCCUCCAUGAGGGUGAUGAAAUAUUGGAAGUGAAUGGAGUAGAAGUGAGAGGAAAGUCAGUUAAUGACAUUUGUGAUAUGCUGGCUGGUAUGACUGGAACCUUGACCUUUAUCAUCAUCCCAAGUGGACAGCCUCCUCCAGCGUCUCGCCCACCCAUUGCUCAGACGAUACAUGUCAAAGCUCACUUUGACUAUGAUCCUGAAGAGGACUUGUACAUACCUUGCAGGGAAUUGGGCAUGAGCUUCCAGAAAGGGGACAUUCUUCAUGUGAUAUCUCAAUCCGACCCCAACUGGUGGCAGGCCUACCGGGAUGGGGAGGAAGACCAAACUCUUGCUGGUCUUAUCCCUUCAAAAACCUUUCAGCAACACCGUGAGGCCAUGAGACAGACUGUUGUAGGCGACAACAACAACAAGGAAAAAACUAAGAAAGGCAAGUUAUUGUGUGCCAAAAAGCACCAGAAGAAGAAAAAGAAGAAAAUGCUUUAUCCCAAUUAUAAUGAAGCACGGAGCAACUCCCCACUUCCUAUGCCAGGAAGAGGAGGUCCAGGUGCUGACAUCAUAAAUGAAACAGAGAACACGGGAGCUCAAGCAAGAAGUAGAGUGUUGACAGUGAGAUUUGCCCUUCCAUCUUGUCGUUGUGUUAAAGGCAGCACACGAAGGAGGCGGUGCAGCUCGUUGUCUGACCUCAAUGUUGACUUCGACUCCGAAGAAAUACUGACUUAUGAAGAUGUUGCGCUCUAUUAUCCAAGAGCAAACAGAAAACGACCGAUUGUCCUCAUUGGCCCACCAAAUAUUGGGCGACAUGAACUGAGGCAAAAACUUAUGGAGGACAGGGAAAGAUUUGCUGCGGCCAUUCCACAUACAUCUCGCACACGAAGAGAAACAGAGUUGGAUGGUCAGGAUUACCAUUUUAUAUCGCGGACACAAUUUGAAUCGGAUAUCUUGGCACGCAAAUUCGUCGAACAUGGAGAGUAUGAAAAAGCUUAUUACGGAACGAGUCUAAUGGCCAUCAGAGCUGUUGUGAAUUCUGGUAAAAUCUGUGUUCUCAACCUUCAUCCUUUAUCACUCAAGAUUCUCAAAAGUUCUGAUCUCAAACCGUUUGUAGUAUUUGUUGCUCCUCCGUCUUUGGAGAAGCUCAGACAGAAGAAGCAAAGAUUAGGAGAACCAGUAAAGGAUGAGGAGUUAAAGGAGACCAUAGAGAAGGCUCGGGAGAUGGAGGAACAGUAUGGUCAUUACUUUGACCUGAUCAUCAUCAAUCAGGAUGUAGAUCGUGCCUAUCACCAGUUGCUACACGAGAUCAACAUGUUGGAACGAGAGCCUCAGUGGGUCCCUGCAACCUGGCUUGCUCAUGAUCAGUGAUGGGUACUGUUGUGUUUGUAUGGUGCCAAAAUGGUACUCCCUGCGCUUCCCUCUGGCCUAAGGCAGAAGACUACUCCAUGCUGCAGCCCUCAUGGCAAUUCCUAUAAUGGAAAUCUCAAAAUUGAAGGGCAGCCAGAUUUGUACAAUAAACAUGAUAGUGUUUGUGUGACGGUAUGUUCAUUGUGGCUCAUGAAAGUGCAUUGCUUGAAAUGGUGUUGAAAGAAAGGUUGUGUUAUUCAUGAAAAACAAUUUUAAAAAAGACCUCAAAUUGACUAGAAAAAUAACUAAUUGGUAAAUUACCACAUAGUGCCAGUGACAAAAGUUAAGACUUUUACUCAAAACCUUCCCCCAUCCUGUGUGGACCUGCAAAUUUAGGUAAUGAAAUCUAGACCAAAGCUUCAUUUACAAAAGGUGGGAGGUUUAAGCUCGUUGCGACUGGACAUAAGCAAGCGACAGGAAAUGCAAUACUGGACAAAUGGAACUUUUUUUUCAAAGUAUUAAGCAGUCCACCUUUUGUUGAGGUGGCUCAAGUGUGUGUGAUACUAGAACAGCUCUAGAAACACGUUAUUUACCCUUGUAAAGAAGACUUCCCCCUGACCCUCGUCUAGUUUUGAAUGUCUUUUGUUAUCUACAUUUUCUAUUAAAUUUAGUUGAUGUACAUAAAAUUCUUUACAUUUUUUGAACAUUUAUAUAUAUCUUAUAUCCAUAUCAAGAAUUCAAAACAUUUUUAAUAAAUGUCCCUCUUUCAACAGUUUAAAAAUAGAUACAAAUAUAUAAUGCAUUUAAAUAAAUUAACAAAAUAUUAAUAUAAAUUCAUAUAAUUUUGAUUCAUCAUAAAUGUAUUUUAUCAUUGCUGAAGUAAUAAAUCAGUCCAAUGAUGGCUGCAACCAGUGCUCAUUUAAUAGUUUUUUAAUUGGUGUACAAUAUGCAAAAAAUUGAUGUUAAUGAAAUUUGAAAUUAAUAUUCCAUCAUUGACAUUUCAAAUCCCUUCCUCUCCCCCCAUUGUAAAUGUGUGUAAUGUACAUAGAGGUGCCAUAUUAAUACAUCAAAGUUGACCCAUUUUACAUCCAAGCUGUGACUCCAGUUAUUUACAAUGUUAAGCACCAAUAAUGCCCAAAACCUGUUAUAAAGUCUUCAGUACUUUUACAUUUUUUAAAGCUUUAGAAAUUAGCUUUGACAGUUUCUAUACCUGAAGAAUGUUAUUUCUUAUUCAGAGUGAAUAUUGUUCAUCAUAUUUCCAUUCCAUGGUAAGUCUGUAAAAUGAAGUCUCAUAUAAUAACAAAAGCACAAGUUUAUAAAAAGUCAGGUUUGUGGUGUUUACAGUUUACUCAGAAAUUAUGGAAAACGUACACUUAAAAAUUGUAACCAGUAUUUCAGUGGCGUUUUCCCCCCUAUUAAAUUUGUGUAUUUCCUGUAUAUACUGUUACAAUCUUCCUAAGAUUAAUUUGUUGUAAGUAGAAACAUAUAUGCCUCAUUAUAAUACACCAUUAAAUAAUUAUGAUUCCUAAAAUAAAUGUGUAUACUGUA